GAAGAACUCCUCAUCCAUUUCCAUGAGCUUGUGGGUGAGCAUUCCGGUGAAAAUAUGGCCCAAGCGGUAUUUGAAACCCUACAUCUGUUCGGCCUCAAGGGUCGAGUCCUUGCGAUAAUGGCCGACAAUGCAUCAAAUAACGACACAAUGUGCGAGGAACUGCAAAAGCUGUGUGAGCAGGCAUACAUCACUUUCAAUGCGCAGCAGGCUCAAUUACGAUGCUUGCCGCAUACAACACAUCUUUCAGCAUUAGUGGUAGGUACAAAUUUCGCUUAUUUUGUGUCCACAUCUGAUUUGUUUUCGGUUCAAGUUGUUAGAAGGCAUUGGUGCUGUCAAGGCAAGCAAGACAACAAAGAACCACGAUGCGUACCAGGAUUGUGUGACUGCACCACUCACUCGAGAGCAGGACAAUGA
Molecule: messenger RNA, 414 nt
Organism: Suillus clintonianus
Lineage: Eukaryota; Fungi; Basidiomycota; Agaricomycetes; Boletales; Suillaceae
Exons: 1
Source: RefSeq, a predicted model, not a curated record